Messenger RNA from Notechis scutatus (mainland tiger snake), 579 nucleotides. The record is from RefSeq and is a predicted model, not a curated record. NCBI's taxonomy places the organism in Eukaryota, Metazoa, Chordata, Lepidosauria, Squamata, Elapidae.
GUAUAUGUUUAUUGUUGAAAAUAGAGGAGGAAAGCCAUCCAGUGGAUCUGAGCUCUCUAUCUAGCAAAUUAUUACCGGGUUUUACAGCAUUAGGCUUUAAAGAUGAAAGAAGGCACAAAGUUACAUUUCUUUCAAAUGCUAAUACAGUGGUUUCAAUGCAAAACCACUCUAUCUUUCAUGAUCUGAAAAUGGAUGAAAUGGAGCUGCUGUAUUCAGCAUAUGGAGAUGAGACUGGGAUUCAGUGUGCUUUAAGUCUUCAAGAAUUUGUGAAAGAUUCUGGAAGCUAUAGUAAAAAAAUAGUAGACGAUUUGCUGGAUCAGAUCACUGGCGGAGAUCAUUCCAAGUCUAUUUAUCAACUAAAACAGAGAAGAAACAUUCCAAUGAAGCCACCAGAUGAUCUCAAAGUUCCAUCAGUCCUCAUAAAAGAAGAACAUAAGUUAUGUAAUACUUGCCCAGAUGACUCCAAGCAAAAUAUGAUUGGAGAAGCCAUUGGAGAUAAUAAUAAUUCUGUUUUGGACUUUUUAUCUAUGAAAACUUAUUCAGAUAUGUCACUUGAUAUAUCCAUGUUGAGUUCAUUAG